Molecule: messenger RNA, 7434 nt
Organism: Mesoplodon densirostris (Blainville's beaked whale)
Lineage: Eukaryota; Metazoa; Chordata; Mammalia; Artiodactyla; Ziphiidae
Gene: ZMIZ1
Product: zinc finger MIZ-type containing 1
Exons: 25
Coding region: 645-3860 (1071 amino acids)
Biological process (GO): protein sumoylation; regulation of transcription by RNA polymerase II
Molecular function (GO): SUMO ligase activity; zinc ion binding
Source: RefSeq, a predicted model, not a curated record
GUUCCUUUUCACUGUCUGUGGACAUUAAAAAAGCGAGCGGCGGCUGGCGCCCGGGAGAGCGAGCGGCCGGGCGGCAGGCGGAGAGCAGCGACCGGGCGGCGGAGCGAGCGAGCAGCGCCGGCGCAGCGCGGUGACCCCAGCCCCGGUCGGCGCGGAGCAGAAGCCGGCGCAGAGCCCAUCUCGGCGCCCUCGCAGCUCCUCCCGGCCGGAGCCGGCCCUGCCCGGCAGCGGCGGCGGCGGCGGCGGCGGCAGCGGCGCGUCCUCCAGCGGCGGCAGCGGCGCUCGCAGCUCCGGGACCUGCAACAGCUCUGCUCGGUGAAGUCAGACUGCUGGGGCCGCCGCCUCCUUCCACUGUGAGCUCCUUUUCCUGACGCCCUUAGCAGCCUCUAGUCCCGGUGGUCGGCAGAGGCCUUAGCAGGACGAGGAGGAGGAGGCCCGUUGGCAUCAGACCAAUGCUGCGAGGGGUGUGAGGAUUAGAGCCGCCGUCCAUCACUCAGCUGCCAGACCUAGAAAGCAGGAUGGAGCUGGAGUAAGGCAGAGGGGCCGCCAGCUGCUGACCGGCACGUGGGACGCUGCUGAUUCGUGGGUCACUGAGGCUGGACAACGUUCAUGGCUCUCGGGUAGAACCCAGUGAAACGGCCAGAAUGAAUUCUAUGGACAGGCACAUCCAACAGACCAAUGACCGACUGCAGUGCAUCAAGCAGCACUUACAGAACCCUGCCAACUUCCACAAUGCUGCCACGGAGCUGCUGGACUGGUGCGGAGACCCGCGAGCCUUCCAGCGGCCCUUUGAGCAGAGCCUGAUGGGCUGUUUGACGGUGGUCAGUCGAGUGGCAGCUCAGCAAGGAUUCGACCUGGACCUCGGCUACAGACUGCUGGCUGUGUGUGCCGCAAACCGAGACAAGUUCACUCCGAAGUCUGCCGCCCUGCUGUCCUCCUGGUGCGAGGAGCUCGGCCGCCUGCUGCUGCUCCGACAUCAGAAGAGCCGCCAGAGCGACCCCCCUGGGAAACUCCCCAUGCAGCCUCCCCUCAACUCCAUGAGCUCCAUGAAACCCACUCUGUCGCACAGUGAUGGGUCAUUCCCCUAUGACUCUGUCCCUUGGCAGCAGAACACCAACCAGCCUCCCGGCUCCCUCUCCGUGGUCACCACGGUUUGGGGAGUGACCAACACAUCCCAGAGCCAGGUCCUCGGGAACCCUAUGGCCAAUGCCAACAACCCCAUGAAUCCAGGCGGCAACCCCAUGGCGUCGGGCAUGACUACCAGCAACCCCGGCCUCAACUCCCCACAAUUUGCUGGGCAGCAGCAGCAAUUCUCAGCCAAGGCCGGCCCCGCUCAGCCCUACAUCCCGCAGAGCAUGUACGGCCGGCCCAACUACCCUGGCAGCGGGGGCUUCGGGGCCAGUUACCCUGGGGGUCCUAAUGCCCCUGCUGGCAUGGGCAUCCCUCCGCACACCAGGCCGCCUGCUGACUUCACUCAGCCGGCAGCCGCUGCUGCAGCAGCUGCAGUAGCAGCAGCAGCGGCCACGGCCACGGCCACAGCUACGGCCACUGUGGCAGCCUUGCAAGAAACACAGAAUAAGGAUAUAAACCAGUAUGGACCGGUCUGUUCCUCUUUCCAGAUGGGUCCCACCCAGGCGUAUAACAGCCAAUUCAUGAACCAGCCCGGGCCUCGGGGGCCUGCCUCCAUGGGGGGCAGCAUGAACCCCGCAAGCAUGGCGGCUGGCAUGACGCCCUCGGGGAUGAGCGGCCCUCCCAUGGGUAUGAACCAACCCCGGCCACCCGGCAUCAGCCCCUUUGGCACACACGGGCAGCGGAUGCCCCAGCAGACCUACCCGGGCCCCCGGCCCCAGUCCCUUCCCAUUCAGAGCAUAAAGAGGCCAUACCCGGGAGAGCCCAACUACGGAAACCAGCAAUAUGGACCAAACAGCCAGUUCCCCACCCAGCCAGGCCAGUACCCCACCCCCAAUCCCCCACGGCCGCUCACCUCUCCCAGCUACCCCGGGCAGCGGAUGCCCAGCCAGCCGAGCACCGGGCAGUACCCGCCCCCCACAGUCAACAUGGGGCAGUAUUACAAGCCAGAGCAGUUUAAUGGACAAAAUAACACCUUCUCUGGAAGCAGCUACAGCAGCUACAGCCAAGGGAACGUCAAUAGGCCUCCCAGGCCGGUUCCUGUGGCAAAUUACCCCCACUCACCUGUUCCAGGGAACCCCACGCCCCCCAUGACCCCCGGGAGCAGCAUCCCCCCAUACCUGUCCCCCAGCCAAGACGUGAAACCACCCUUCCCACCUGACAUCAAGCCAAAUAUGAGCGCUCUGCCACCACCCCCAGCCAACCACAAUGACGAGCUGCGGCUCACGUUCCCCGUGCGGGACGGUGUGGUGCUGGAGCCCUUCCGCCUGGAGCACAACCUGGCCGUCAGCAACCACGUCUUUCACCUGAGGCCCACAGUCCACCAGACACUGAUGUGGAGGUCUGACCUGGAGCUGCAGUUCAAAUGCUACCAUCACGAGGACCGGCAGAUGAACACCAACUGGCCAGCCUCGGUGCAGGUUAGCGUGAAUGCCACGCCCCUCACCAUCGAGCGCGGCGACAACAAGACAUCCCACAAGCCCCUGCACCUCAAGCACGUGUGCCAGCCGGGCCGCAACACCAUCCAGAUCACCGUCACCGCCUGCUGCUGCUCCCACCUCUUCGUGCUGCAGCUGGUCCACCGGCCCUCCGUGCGCUCCGUGCUGCAAGGCCUCCUCAAGAAGCGGCUCCUGCCCGCAGAGCACUGUAUCACGAAAAUCAAGCGGAAUUUCAGCAGCGUGGCUGCCUCAUCAGGCAACACGACCCUCAAUGGGGAAGAUGGCGUGGAGCAGACAGCCAUCAAGGUGUCUCUGAAGUGCCCCAUCACAUUCCGGCGCAUCCAGCUGCCUGCUCGAGGCCACGAUUGCAAGCACGUCCAGUGCUUUGACUUGGAGUCGUACCUGCAGCUGAAUUGCGAGAGAGGGACCUGGAGGUGUCCUGUGUGCAAUAAAACUGCUCUGCUCGAGGGCCUGGAGGUAGAUCAGUACAUGUGGGGCAUCCUGAAUGCCAUCCAACACUCCGAGUUUGAAGAGGUCACCAUUGACCCCACAUGCAGCUGGCGGCCAGUGCCCAUCAAGUCGGACCUCCACAUUAAGGAUGACCCUGACGGCAUCCCAUCCAAGCGGUUCAAGACCAUGAGUCCCAGCCAGAUGAUCAUGCCCAAUGUCAUGGAGAUGAUCGCAGCCCUGGGCCCCGGCCCGUCCCCCUAUCCACUCCCGCCCCCUCCCGGGGGCACCAACUCCAACGACUACAGCAGCCAAGGCAACAGCUACCAGGGCCAUGGCAACUUUGACUUCCCCCACGGGAACCCCGGUGGGACGUCCAUGAACGACUUCAUGCACGGGCCCCCCCAGCUCUCCCACCCCCCGGACAUGCCCAACAACAUGGCCGCCCUUGAGAAGCCCCUCAGUCACCCCAUGCAGGAGACUAUGCCACACGCUGGCAGUUCUGACCAGCCCCAUCCCUCCAUGCAACAAGGUUUGCACGUCCCACACCCCAGCAGCCAGUCAGGGCCUCCAUUACAUCACAGUGGGGCUCCUCCUCCUUCCCAGCCUCCCCGGCAACCGCCACAGGCCGCUCCCGGCAACCAUCCACACAGUGACCUGACCUUUAACCCCUCCUCAGCCUUAGAGGGUCAGGCCGGAGCGCAGGGAGCGUCCGACAUGCCGGAGCCUUCGCUGGAUCUCCUUCCAGAACUCACAAACCCUGAUGAGCUCCUCUCGUACCUGGAUCCCCCCGACCUGCCGAGCAAUAGUAAUGAUGACCUCCUGUCUCUCUUUGAGAACAACUGAAGCCCACCCCUCCGUCGGGGCCACCCCUCCCCACGCGGCCUCUUUCCCCAUCUGCCCCACACACUUUCCCGCCGGGAGCCAGUGCCCUCGGACCGCCCCUGCUGCGGCCUUCAGAGCCUAGGGGCGGGAGGGCGCACUGUGAAGGCGGUGCAGGUCUGGAGCCCACGCCCAGAGCAGGCCCCAAAGAUGACCCUUGAGACAGGGCGCUGGCCCGGGGAGGGGGCACACACUGACGGCGGCUUCCAGAUGACCCUCCAGUGCCCCUCAGGUUCUUCCAGUUUCUAAACUGUAACCCGGCCUCCCUGCUUCCUGGCCCAGAGCCGCCUCCACGUGACUGUGAACCUGAGGGAGGGGCCCCCGUAUCCCAGCGGCCCCGAGCCUUGGAGGAGCAGCAGCGGUUGGUGGCAGUGAGAACGGCCUGCCCACCACCACUACCACCCACCACAGAAAAGCACAAACCUCUGGGAAAGAGAACUCUCAGGGGCCAAGGCUAUCGCUUUGACCCCAGACCUCUAAGCCAGGAUACCCUGUAAACACGCUCAGAGAGCAGAGAAAGAAAAGACAAGAGUCUCUGUUUGGGAGAGGGUGAGCCAUUCCUACUUGGGGACCGGUGGAAAAGGGAGUCAAGGCCUCCUCAGAGCCAGGAUGGCUCCACAACCUCUGACUCAGGCCAGGGCCCAGCCUUAGGGGGGCCAGAGAGAGAAAGAAUCCAGCUGAAAUUAUUGUGCCCUUAAUUGGGGAAGGGGGGAGUGCUGCCAGCCGGAUUUGGAGUCCAACAGAAAUGGCCAACUUACAACUUUGCUCCAAGCCACCCCCUGUUCUUAAAUGACAGCAUCUUAAAGCUGUGAAGUCAUCUGGGGGAAAGGAACACUGGACUUGGACAGCAAGCGACCCAGUUCUCUCCAUGCGUCCUGUUUCCUUCCUCUGCUCCCCCCUCGCCCACCUCUCCAAGACUGUUACAUGGGACACCCACUUCCCUCUGUCCCAGUGCCCCUGUGUCUACUCAAGACGGCAAGGUGAGUGGUGGAAAGGCAGGGGAUGCAGGGGCUCAGCAGCAGGAACCCCAGGCAUCACUCUCUCCGGCUCUGUCUGGUCUGGCCUGUCCCUGCGCUCGAAGCUGCCCCCGGCUCCAGCCCAGUCUCUCGCCGCCUGUGCCAGGAUGUGCCCUCGAGCAUCGCGUGGUAUUUCUGUGGCUGUCUCAGACCCCGCGCUUGGCUGCCAGCCUCUCCUUCCCUCCAUGUCCCUCUGGCCUCGAAAGCUCACCCCACACUCCUGCUCCAGCAGAAGCAGCCUCUGGUUUUCCCUCCACGCUUCGCUCCAUCCAGCUAACUGCUCACUCUCGGAGUCUCCCGGGUAGCUUCUUGUGAGUCCGUUUUGUUCCAGGCUCCCUUGUGCUCCCCGAGCCGCAUGGCCGGUGAUGCUGGGCCGUUGGGUCACUUGCGUCCCCUCUGUAAAUUCAUCGCGCCCCUCCCCUGCUGCUGCCCGAGGCCCUCACCUGCUCCCCCAUCCACUGUCUGUGUUCUCAGUCUCCGUCUCCCUCUCUGUUGGGGGUUGGGGGAACACCCCCAGCACUCCUCUGGAUGUGACCGGAACGUUGGCCCCAGCUGUUGACUUCCAGUCGCUGUACCAGACGGCCCGGCACAAGGUUUUCUGUAGGAAAGCUGCCAUCGUCCCGUCCCCACCCCUUUUCCUUUGUCCCGUUGUCAGAGGUUUUUUCAAACAGCGUGGUGUUCCGUAUACAAAUCAAUUAUUUUAAGAAUUGCUUUUGUAAAUAUCUUUGUGAAUAUUUUAGUAUUGUCUUUGAUAAUAUUCAACAUUUUCAUGACCUGGUUAUAGCCUUUGCUGGUGUUUUUAAAAUACCUUGACUCAACGACAAAGACCGAGUCCCUUUUUUAAGAAAAACAACAAACAAAAACAAAAAAUCAACCAGGGCCAUUUGUACAGAGGAAGGGACUAAGCAUGGGUGGCUGUACAGUGAGUUAGAAGACCAGGCCACCCGCCGUUUGGAGCCAUCCCCAGUUGGCUGGUGGGGACAAGAUGACGCCAGGUAGCAUGUGGCCGUCUCUGCCCAGUGGCCAGUAGCCCCAGCUGUGUCAGGCCAUCUGGGAAUGUUCUGCCCCAGACAGAUUUACAGAUGCCUUCCUUAGAAGUUCCCACUUCCUGCCGUGCAACUUUUUCUCAGGCAGGCCUGGGGUCUGUUCUGGUUGUUACCGGGGUAUCCCCCCCUCUGCUCACUUGACCUAUCCACAGCUUUCUAGCACAGAGGGUCGAUCUGUUCCCCACAGCCCAGGCUCCAGGCACCUGCCUCAGCCAUCUCUGAGGAAGCCAUGGGCUCGGCACCUGAGGCAGGUUUCCUGGGUCCCCUCCCAAGCGAGCCUCCACCAGCAAGUUCAGCAAAGAGCUUUCCAGAACCGUGGUGCCUGCAGCCCGCGCUCUGAGCGUGUACUCUUCCAGAGCGGUUUUGGAGCCAGGUCGGGGGGGAGGCAUCAAGGCGUCCGGGGCUGUAGCGAGCCCCAGUUGGUGACACAUUCAGGUGAUGACAGCCUCCCCAAGCAGGGGUGGUUCUGGACUCUGGGGAGAUGCUUCCCUGAUCCUUUCGGAUGACUACUUGGAGCCAUAAGUAACCUCAGCAAAAACAAUGCCUCAGCAAAGCCACUUCUCCAUGACAAGCAUCCACCCAGCCCAUAGGCAUGUUUCUGUCUCCACUCCACAGAAUGGACAGGGCACUGGCGGGCAGGUGGGAAGGCCCAAGUACAAGCAAUCACCCCCAUCUUCUUGGUUUGAAGCUUUACCCAUGUAUCAUGUUCCUGUAGCCAUUUUUAUUUUUUAAGAAACUUCUAAUACUUUCUCCGUAACGGAAGCCCUGAACCCCCAGAGAGCUACACGUCUGCUCCCUCGGCCUGACCCAUCCAGACAGGGCGACGUGGGCAGCAGCCACUCAAGGGACGUGUGUACAUAUGUAAAUGAGAAAUAGAGACAUGUUAACAGAUGCAUUCAUUUCCCUCGGAAUGUGUAUUGUUUUUAUUUUCCGGAACAAAACAAAACAAAACAAAAAGGCUUGGAACUCCAUCUUCACGUGGAAAAACUAGAUCCUGUCUGUUAGCGUCUGUGAGGUCUCUCCGCAUCUGUCUCACUCAUGUAAUAUACUCUGACUCUGUGUCGAAAGGAGUUUUUUUUGUUCCGUUUUGUUUUUAUUCUACCUACAUGUACUAUUUAGCUUCAGUGUACUAGUCCUGCCACCUGUGUAUUUUUAGGGUGCUAUGGAAAUAAUGCAAAGAAACGGGGAUUUCAGAAGAAAAUUGUAACCAAAUUCAUACUUUGUAUAAUUUUUGAUAUCAUGAUCGCAGGUGAUUUCACACGUACACACACAUGAACACACCCACCGUGCAGCCUGAAGUAACUCCCACUGCGACCGUCAUCGUCUCUGUACAUCUCUGUACAAUGCAAUCAUUUCAUACUUUAAAGUGGUCAGAAAACUAAUUGUGAUUUCUAGUCUUGCAAAGCUGUAUGUGGUUAGAUGAUGUGACAACCUCUAAUAUUUAUCUAAUAAAUAUGUAUUCGGAUGAAACCUGUA